AUGGUAAAUAUACAUGUUCUCAAGACCAGUAGUAGUAUUCCGUUUACGCGAAGCGGAAUGCUCAGCGAGCCGGAAUGUCGGGUUUUGUCGUCCGCUUUUGACACAAUGGCAAAGGACUUUGAUCCGAAGGAUGCUGUAAUUUUUCUGGAAAGUUCUGGUCUGAUAACUGCGGAUCUUGCAGAGAAGAUUGAAGCCAGACCAACGCGACUGGAACGCUUAAGAGAAUUGUUACGGAUAUACCGAAGACGGGCAACGGAUUGUGAACUGCUUAUUUCAUACUUCGACUUUGCUGGCCAAGAACAUAUUGCCAAUUUAUUACGAACGGAUCUAGAGCAUGUGUUAGACAGUUGCGAGCGCAAUAAAGUUCCUCAUUUUCCCCAUCAUGUUCGACUUCGUAAAUUGUUGGCUGGAGGCGUUCCUAGAGUAUGGCAGCAUGUUAGGCGAGAACAACUACAGAAGGAUGUUGCCAAAGUGCUAAGAGAACGAGCAGACCUUGACUCGUUUAUUGUUGUCUUACAUGGAAUAGCUGGAUGUGGUAAAUCAUCAUUAGCGGCAGCCGUUAUAGCCGAUGUUCCAGAUCUUCUAGGAGGUUGUUUUGAGUCGGUGGUUUGGCUACAGGAUUCACGUACCAAGCCAGAUCGCAUUCAUAUGCUCUUCACUGAUCUACUGCUUAUGCUAUGGAAUGAUGCCACUUCAAAUCCUCCAAAACUGGACGAUGUCUCCUCUGUGUACCUAUGUAAGCAGAUUCAAGAAGCGCUGAUUGACAACCCAAAUGUGCUUGUUAUUUUGGAUGACGUUGUACUGGAGGAAACAGUGAAAUGGGUCAACCAGCUCGGACUUCGUGUUCUGGCCACCAGUCGGAAUGCUGAGCUAUUUGCUGCUGCUUCAUGUUCUGUUGAUGUUAUUCACGUCAGCGGCUUUGCUUCCAGUGAAGCCACGGAACUGUUCUCCAUCGACGGCACGCCGUUGCAAGGCAAAGAGAAUGAAAUUCAAUCAGCCAUCAAUGCAGCGUUUGCAGUUUCUAGCGGAAAUGUUGCUUUGUUGAGUAUGUUGAAGAAAGCGGCUUCAGGUCGAGCUGAUCGUCUGUCAACUUUCUCUCGCCGCUUGGAUGGACGCGGUUUGUCGUCAUUGACGCUGAAAACUUCUUAUGAGUACGCAUCAAUGCACAUGGCAUUGACGACAUCAGUGGAGCGUUUAUCAUCAGACGAACGCGAUACACUUGCAUGUGCAGCUAUUUUGCCGUCAGAGGAAGAUAUUCCUCUCGAGGUCUGGGCGUUGGUCGUGCCGGUCGAUGUAGUUGACGCUGAUGAGGCUGAAUUUCUGAUGUUGCUCUCCGAUCGGUUGAGCAAAAUUUGCAGUAAUGGUGACUGGUUGUCUCAUAAUUCGCAGAACGGUACCUUUCGGAUUAGCAAGAUGGUAGAAAUCUAUCUGCGGGAGGCUCUUGAUCCUCAUACAAUUCAGACGCUUACUUCCAUUCUUAAAUAUCGAUUGGAAAAAUACCAGCAAGAUAGUCUCGGAAGCUCUCCGGUGCGAGAGUUCUUUACGAAACACGCUUCGUUCUAUAAGACUAUGGAGCUGUACAAAACGAGGUUACUUGUCAAUUUUGUGCAAACUAUCAUUUGCAGCGUGAGAUUUUGCGUCACAAUACUCGUUGCCUGCACAUUUGCUAUGGCUCAGUUGUUGUUAUCGAUUCCUGUAAAAGCUGAACUUUCUUCCUAUAAUCCUUUACUAUGGCUGGUCAUCCUUUAUAUUACCAUGUGCUAUCAGUGGAACCGUCUUUAUGGCGCCUAUUUAUCACGGAAGCAACGUACCUCAUUCGAUGAGUGGAACAUUAUGGAGACGUAUCAGCCACGCGCUUUGACUAUGGGUCAUCUCUUCGACCCAGAACCGCCUACACCAUUCCCCGGAGAUAACGCAAGCACUGGUGAACAAGACCAAUUUCAUGCUCUUCGUGACGCGCAUUACGCCAACGAGUUUACGUAUGCGGAGAGGAUGGCGGCGGAAGCGAAAGCAGCGGACGCGUUGCAAUCCGGCCAAGCUACUAAGCAAGCCAGCCAGGACAGUUCUAGUCCAGAAGUGGUGCGGAUUGAGCUGAAACCAGAAACAAAGGAUGACCAAGAUUCUUAUCGUGAAAUAUGA
Messenger RNA from Cooperia oncophora, 2139 nucleotides. NCBI's taxonomy places the organism in Eukaryota, Metazoa, Nematoda, Chromadorea, Rhabditida, Trichostrongylidae. The record is from the annotation of a GenBank genome assembly.